Molecule: messenger RNA, 810 nt
Organism: Dovyalis caffra
Lineage: Eukaryota; Viridiplantae; Streptophyta; Magnoliopsida; Malpighiales; Salicaceae
Source: the annotation of a GenBank genome assembly
AUGGAUGCACAGCCUGUAUCUGAAUGGCUAACAAAAUUUGUUGUUCAGUUUUUCCUGGAGCUGAUGAAGGUUCCACGGGUCGAGGCUAAGUUACGAGUAUUUGCGUUCAGAAUUACUUUUUCUAGUCAGGUGGAUGAUUUGAGACGAAAUCUGAAUAGCAUUAAUGAUGCUACUAGAGAGGUAAAAGAAUCUGUGAAAUUGCGUCAGAUAAUGCAAACAAUUCUCACUUUGGGAAAUGCUCUGAAUCAGGGCACUGCACGAGGUAAAACUCUGCUAGUGGAAGCUCUCCUUGCUGAGAAAUUGCCAGAGUUGCUAGACUUUGAUAAGGACCUUGUUCAUUUAGAAGCUGCCUCUAAGAUUCAAUUGAAAACUCUGGCUGAAGAAAUGCAAGCUGUGAGUAAAGGCCUUGAAAAGGUUGAACAAGAACUCACUACUUCAGUAAAUGAUGGCGCCAUCUCUGCUGGCUUUCAAAAGGUCUUGAAGAAUUUCCUUGACACUGCUGAAUCUGAAGUAAGGUCGCUUAUCUCAUUAUAUUCUGAAGUGGGAAGAAAUGCAGAUUCCUUGUCCCAGUACUUUGGAGAGGAUCCGGCUCGUUGUCCCUUUGAACAAGUGACACAAAUCUUGGUUGUUUUUGUUAAAAUGUUCAAAAAGUCACGAGAAGAGAAUGAAAGACAGGCUGAUGCUGAAAAGAAGAAAUUGGAAAAGGAAGCUAUGAAAGAAAGGGUAACCGCUAAUUUAUCUGCAAAGAAAGAUGGUGCUGAUAGCGAUAGGUCAAAACUUGGCUUUCAAAUUCAGAAAAACGCUCAUUAA